AUGACUUACACUGUCAACGCCUCCUUGAUGAAGAGCAGUAACUCCAUUCUGAAUAUGAUCAACACCGUCAGCGCCUCCUUUAUGAAGAGCAGUACCUUCAUUCCAAAUAUGAUCAACACUGCCAACGGCUCGAAGCAUCGGCGUAAUUUGGUAUGCGGCUUGGACUACCCACGUGACAUAGUCGUCCUUCAUUCCAUAACACGUGAUCGUCUCACACCAAACCUGGGCCACUUCUCGUUGAAGUUGGAUACCUAUCUCGGAGUCAAUGCUAUACAUUAUCAGUUUGACGGACAACUACUUCCAGGACCAACGGGGAAAGUUCCCUGGAUCGAAAAUAAUGGCGUGACGAUGGGAGACUCACAGUUUAUCAUACAGUACCUAGAGAAAGAGUUCACGGUGAAUCUGAACUCUCACCUGUCUCCAAGUGAAAGGGCUCUAGCCUGGGCCAUACAGAAGUGGCUGGAGGUGUUCACAUAUUGGUUGAACGUGUAUACACGAUGGGUGAUUUUAGUUAACGAUAUGUUUAAAAUGCAGUCAUCUUUCCCCGCUGGGCUGAAAAAACUUCUUGGCAGAAAGAUAACAUCAAUGUCGUAUGCUGUUGGAAUAUGUCGCAAUUCAAACGAAGAAGUGCACGCGAUGAUGGCCAACGAUUUAAAGCUGUUUUCGGCAAUGCUAGCCGACCGGAAAUAUGUAAUGGGAGACCGGAUAUGCGACGUUGACUGCGCGGCGUUCGGUAUCCUGUCCCAGGUCUGCUGGUGCACGCCGUCGGCCUGUACGGGAGCUGCUUUGCUACAAGGUGGUGAAUUGAAGAAUGUCACAGACUACAUGGACAGAAUAAAGAACGAGUUUUGGCCCGACUGGGAAGAAAUAACAAGUCACGCGGCACAAAAAGCUUGA
Molecule: messenger RNA, 897 nt
Organism: Mya arenaria
Lineage: Eukaryota; Metazoa; Mollusca; Bivalvia; Myida; Myidae
Product: failed axon connections homolog
Exons: 7
Coding region: 1-897 (298 amino acids)
Cellular component (GO): cytoplasm
Source: RefSeq, a predicted model, not a curated record